Molecule: messenger RNA, 1374 nt
Organism: Sesamum indicum (sesame)
Lineage: Eukaryota; Viridiplantae; Streptophyta; Magnoliopsida; Lamiales; Pedaliaceae
Source: RefSeq, a predicted model, not a curated record
AAUUCGGCAUAUUCUCCCACUCAAAUAGGUACCCCUGCACUACCGCUAUACAAUCAAACUAUAUAUCCACCACAAGAAACCCUAAAACCUCCUCUUUCUCUCGUAUACCCUUCACUAUCCUUUCCCAUCAGCCUCUGCAGCACACGGCUUCCUGAUUUCUGUGGAUUGAGAGAGUGAACAAUUUGAUCUUGUCAAGCCAUGGCUCUGGUUUUGCAUUCCUCUCCAAACAAAAAUGCGUACAAGGCACUAGUUGCAGCAGAAUAUAGCGGUGUUAAGGUUGAGUUGGUAAAGAAUUUUGAGAUGGGUGUAUCGAAUAAGACCCCGGAGUUCAUCAAGAUGAAUCCUAUUGGAAAGAUUCCUGUGCUUGAAACACCUGAUGGCCCGAUAUUCGAAAGCAAUGCGAUUGCACGCUAUGUGGCUCGAUUGAAUCCUGAUGGCACUUUGUAUGGCUCUUCCUUGAUUGAAUAUGGCCAAAUCGAGCAAUGGCUUGAUUUUUCUGCUACCGAGAUUGAUGUGAGUCUUGGUAACUGGUUAUAUCCACGACUUGGUUAUCGUGUAUAUCUGCCGCCGGCUGAGGAGGCUGCAAUUGCUUCACUUAAGAGAGCUCUGGGAGCUUUGAACACCCAUCUUGCCUCUAACACCUACUUGGUUGGACAUGGUGUUACGCUUGCUGACAUUGUUAUGGUUUGCAACCUGGCUUAUGGAUUUAAGACAAUCAUGACCAAGAGCUUCACCUCAGAAUUUCCACAUGUGGAGAGGUAUGUUUGGACCUUAAUUAAUCAGCCAAAUUUCAAGAAGAUAUGGGGUGAUGUUACACAAGCAGAAUCUAUUCCACCUGUUGCGUCCAAGAAACCAGCACAGCCAAAAGAAUCUGCAAAACCUAAGAAGGAGGAACCAAAGAAGGAGGUUAAGAAAGAAGAAGUUAAGCCCAAAGAAGUAGUAGAGGACGAAGAAGCACCUAAACCAAAGGCAAAGAAUCCGUUGGAUCUUUUGCCUCCAAGUAAGAUGAUUCUAGAUGAAUGGAAGAGGCUUUACUCUAACACCAAGACCAACUUCCGCGAGGUUGCUAUCAAAGGUUUCUGGGACAUGUAUGAUCCAGAAGGAUACUCUCUUUGGUUCUGCGACUACAAAUACAAUGAUGAAAACACAGUGUCGUUUGUCACUUUGAACAAGGUGAGUGGUUUUCUGCAGCGAAUGGAUUUGGCACGCAAGUAUGCCUUUGGAAAGAUGUUGAUUAUUGGUUCAGAGGCUCCAUAUAAGUGGAAGAAGGUGGAUGUCAACGAUGAAGCUCAAAAGGAGCGUGUCAAUCAGAUGAUUGAAGAUGCUGAGCCGUUUGAGGGCGAGGCUUUGUUGGAUGCCAAGUGCUUCAAGUGA